Molecule: messenger RNA, 604 nt
Organism: Lethenteron reissneri (Far Eastern brook lamprey)
Lineage: Eukaryota; Metazoa; Chordata; Hyperoartia; Petromyzontiformes; Petromyzontidae
Product: homeobox protein unc-4 homolog
Biological process (GO): regulation of DNA-templated transcription
Molecular function (GO): DNA-binding transcription factor activity, RNA polymerase II-specific; sequence-specific double-stranded DNA binding
Source: RefSeq, a predicted model, not a curated record
GUCGCCAAACACCAGUCAUCACCAUCAGCCAUUAUCUAUCUACUGCUGGAUGAAGGCCUCACAACAAUACGAGGCCUCUGAUCUUGAGAAGGAGAACCCGGGCUGUAAGCGGCGUCGCACUCGCACCAACUUCUCUGGCUGGCAGCUGGAGGAGCUGGAGCGCGCCUUCACAGAGAGCCACUACCCGGACGUGUUCAUGCGCGAGGCUCUCGCCCUGCGGCUCGACCUCGUGGAGUCGCGCGUGCAGGUUUGGUUCCAGAACCGGCGUGCCAAGUGGCGCAAGAAAGAGAACACGAAGAAGGGCCCAGGAAGGCCGGCGCACAACGCGCACCCGCUCACGUGCAGCGGCGAACCCAUGGACCCAGCCGACAUCGCCCGCCGGGAGCGCGAGAGGCUCGAAAGGAAGAAGCGAAAGCUCGAACGCCGAGGGCUCAAGGCAGCUGCGGCAGCGGCGGCGGCGGCGCCCCUCGGAUUCCUCAUUCAGCACCGAGCGUGCGGCAGCCGCAGCAGCAGCAGCAGCGGCGGCAGCAGCGAGCGACGCGGGAACGACGCCAGGUGCGCUCACCUGGACACGCAGACAUUCUACUUUGACAUGGAUCACUGA